Messenger RNA from Misgurnus anguillicaudatus (oriental weatherfish), 3387 nucleotides. RefSeq names its product catenin (cadherin-associated protein), alpha-like 1 (gene ctnnal1). Gene Ontology annotation, biological process: cell adhesion; Rho protein signal transduction. Lineage: Eukaryota; Metazoa; Chordata; Actinopteri; Cypriniformes; Cobitidae. Gene Ontology annotation, molecular function: cadherin binding; actin filament binding. The record is from RefSeq and is a predicted model, not a curated record.
GCUGCAGCAGUGCUGUGGUUGUUGUUAGGUAUAUUGCAUGUACGUAUAGUCUGUCAAUCAGAGGCGGCGCGCGUGGAUAAUAGUGAACAACACAGAGGAGAAACGUGCAUGUGGAAGCGGGUGAUAUUAAUCGCGUGCUCUUAAACUACACCAAACACGCGCUUGCAGUAUUUAUAGACUCGUAUCAAACUCGGAGUUGUCGUGAGCAUUAGGGUCUGACCGGCGGGAAUGGCUUCGUCUCCGUGCGGCGGUGGGAACUUUGAUUGCGGGCUCGAGAUCCAAACUCGCUCGGUGGAGCAAACACUCAUCCCGCUCGUGUCUCAGAUUACAACACUAAUCAAUCACAAAGACAAGCUCAAAAAAACUGAGAAGACCUUACGGGCCAUCCAGAGGGUGGGACAGGCGGUCAGUGUUGCAGUUAGCCGCUUUGUGGCCGUGGGUGAAGCCAUCGCAUCGGAGAAUGAAGACCUGAAGGACGAGAUGGGGCUGGCUUGCUUUGAGGCCAGAAGAGCAGGCACUGCCAUAGCUCAGCUGACGGAUGUGUCCGGUCCGGAGCAGUGUGACGGUGAUGGCCGCAACACCCUAUUCAGUGACAGGCCCGGCAUGGUGAAGGCCGCCCGCAUGCUGCUGUCCUCUGUUACCAAAGUCCUGGUGCUGGCGGAUUGCAUUGUUAUCAAACAGAUCAUAAGCUCACGCAACAAAGUGCUGGUUACUCUGGAGCAGCUGGAGAGAGUCAGCACUUUUCAGGAAUUUGUCCAAAUCUUCAGCCAAUUCGGAAACGAGAUGGUGGAAUUCGCCCAUCUCACAGGAGACAGACAGAAUGAUCUGAAGGAUGAGAAGAAAAGAUCUCGAAUGGCCGCAGCGCGUGCUGUUCUGGAGAAAUGUACCAUGAUGCUCCUCACGGCCUCUAAGACUUGUUUGAGACAUCCAGACUGCGAGUCGGCACGGAUGAACAAAGAGGCCGUCUUCCAGCGUAUGCGUCUGGCCCUGGAGCAAGUCAUCGAGAUUGUAACUGACGCGAGGAGCAGCGGGGAGGCCAAAACACCUCCUGUCAGCAUCUACGCGGGGAUUAAAGACUUUAAGAUUAAAGUGGAAAGUGUCCGAGACUCUAUGUUCUGUAUGUCAUGUGAGGCUCUAUUGGCUCAGUUGGAGGCUCUGGUGGAGAAGACCCACGACUUCACAGACUCCGCUUAUACUAGCCAUGAGCAAAGAGAGACGAUCAUUCAGCUCUGUCAGGCCACACACCGUGAGACUAGACAGCUCAUCAACACAUGGAGACAGGCGCAAUCGCUCAAAGCCAAAGAGACCACAGAAGAGAUGGAGCUCUCUAUUUUGAAGACCUGUCAGAGUGUCAGUGAUCUCAGGCGAGAGCUUCAUAAGGCCGCAGUGGGCAGAGCCUCAGAUCUGUUGAAGCUGCAUUCAGAUCAUCUGGUACUGCAGGCUCUGAAGGCCUCAGGUGGAGAUGGAAACCUGGAGGCAGUGGCUGAUUAUGCCGGCACACUGACCGAGCACAAAGAGCAACUGCUGGAGGCAUGCCGUUUACUCUGCCACAUUUCGGGAAGCGAGCCAUUGGAGAUCACCUGCAUUCACGCUGAGGAAACUUUUCGUGUCAUCGGUCCACAGAUCAUCUCAGCAGCACAGACUUUGGCUUUGCACCCCUCCAGCAAGAUAGCCAAAGAAAACCUGGAUGUGUUUUGCGAGGCCUGGGAGUCCCAGCUGUGCGACAUGGCUAUUCUGCUGAAGGAGAUCAAUGAUGUGUUUGAAGGACGAAGAGGAGAUAAAAAAGCAUAUCUGUCACUACCGAGACCAGGGAAACACUCGGGAAACCUGAAAACCCUUAAGGCUGCAAAACUUGAUGCUGAGGAGCAAACCACCAUUGCUAAGUUAGGGCUGGAGCUGUGUCUGCUUACCUCAGAUGUGGACGCAGAGGUCGAACGCUGGGACGAGCAGGAGCACGAGAUGGUUCGGCUUUGCCAAAUCGUAUCCAGCAUGGCGUAUUCCAUGUAUCUUUUCACCAGAGGAGAAGGUCUGCUCAAAACAACACUGGAUCUGUUUCACCAAGCUGAGGUCUUAUCAGAUCAUGGUCUCCAGCUGUGCUCCAUCCUGCGCUCCCUCUCCACACAGCUGUUGGAUGAAGACAAAAUGCUCAUUAUAUCUGAAACAGAGAAGCUGGCAGCCUCGUGUCAACAACUGCAGGCCUGUGCCAAGACCCUUGUCCAGGGGAAGAGCGCCAUCUUUCAGAAGGUUGACGCAUCCAUACAGAAUACCAAAGGCAUCCUUACAGUGGUGGUCUACCUGCUGCCCACAUGUAAUAAAAUCAUCAGGAAGUGUAAAUUAGAUCGUAGUGGUGUGGGCUCUCCACCACACUGGAGGGACAAACAGCUGAACGCACCCAUCAGCGAAGAGACUCUGAACGGCAAGGGCUCCAACGGCUUCGGGGUCAAAUCCCUCGAGCAUCACAUGGCCAAUCUAACGUUCCUGGAGAGCAAAUAGCCGCUCCAAAGAGCGUAAACCAAAGCCGUUUACGCACACAAUGCACUCACAACAUGCCAUUCUUUGUGCUUUUGCCCGUUUGCUUUGUGGUGUUUAAUAGCGUUAGCGUUACCAGCCUCAUUCCAGACACCAAAAAAUAUUGAAGAAACCUCUGCAUUGCAUGUGUUUAAGUCAUUAUGCAACUGUUUGAGUAUAUAUGGCUGGUAAAUAAGCUAUGGUUUUAACCCAGACUACAACAGUACUUUACUUAUUUUGAAGCAGGACAAACUGUACACUGUAUUUAACAUAACUGCCUCAUGUAAAAGUUGAUGCCAAAUAUAUCCACUGUUUUUAUCAUCUUCCUACACUGGUCUUGCCACAAGUUGGUCUGCUCGGAGCUGAAAUUGACCAUUUCAGUGACUUUGGAUAUAUAGCGCCAUAAUGUUAAGAGGGUUCUGGUUAAAGGUUUUAAAGUCGAGGAACAUCAUUUUCCAAAGAGGCAUUUCUGAAGGAUGUUCAUGAAUAAAGAAUCAGUUCCUUAAAGUGUACUUUGUAAUAUGGACUGCCUUGUAGGUCACUGUGAUUUGUAUUUUUAUGUCAAUAUAAAAAUGUAAGCUAAGGUUUGGUACAUUAACCUAAAAGGCUGGGGUGACUGUAUUUGAAUUAAUAGGUUAAACUGUUGUGUACUGAAAGGAAAAUUUUAAUGUGGCACAGAUAAAAAGAAACUUCUGUAUUAGGGUUUUAUUCACUCAUACCUGUUCUAGUGAUAUACAGUUGAUCCUCUGAUUCAUCCUACAGUCAGUCAGCCAUAAGCUUUAGAGAUGAUUGUGCAGCUAUAAGCAGUUGUAUUAGUACUGGACCGUUGAAUGAUUGUUUAAUCACAAAAAAUCUAAAUAUAUGUUAUUUUUCUUAAAA